AUGGCGGCCUCCGCACUCUCGGGGAUGAUCGAUCCCACCAAGCCAGCCGAGUACCCUAUCAUCCUUGGAGAUCGGCUGGCCGGAAAGACGGACAAAUCCCUCUCACAGCUGGUUAACAUUCAAUAUAAUUACAAGACCAAGUCAACAUCCUCACAACAACGAUCCGUGAUCACCAAAUCCCCACACUCUCGAGACCAUUUCAAUCUGACGAUUACCGAUAAAGCUCCGAACGCGGAGCAGAACGUCCUGACCUACUCGUACCAAGGCAGCGUUGACCCAACACAGAGCGUCUCAGACUCACACGAACACAACCUGGUACUUGUCUUUGAUCCGAACAGAAAGGCCUUUGUGUUAGAACCGGUUUCUACCCAGAUCAACUUCAAUCUCCGCUCAGCUCCCGCCAAAACACAGAAACAGGUGAUUGCGCAAUAUCCCCAACUCAGGACUUUACAAGAGGAUGAGCAUGGCUUAGGGGAUGAUCGCGGAACCGAUAAUACGAGCGGAAACGACAAUGGGCCGGCCGAAGAUGAUAACCCAUACGACUUCCGCCAUUUCCUUCCAAAGGGCAAGAACAAUCAAGAUGACGAUAAGCUAGCUGCUGGAAAUGCAACUCCAGAGCCGUAUUCUACUACCAGCAAGACGAGUACCCCUCUCAUAGCGGCGGCGAAGCCAGCUUUGAGCCCUCGACCACGUCCAAAGACGCAGACCAAUCCUCUGCGCCAGAAGAAAGCCACAGCCGAAAUCGCACGGCACAAUAUUGCGGUACCUCGGAACCCGACACCAAAAUCCCCUCUCAGACUCCCUGAAAGGAACGAAAAUAAGGCCAGGGAUAUCAAGCCUCGCGUAGAGCGGCAAGAGCCCGAAGAGAUUGUUUUUGAGUCCAAAUCCUCGCCUUCCGACGCCGGAACUGGCGCAGUGUCAUCGCAAAGAAACGCCCCAUCGCCUGGGUCUAAUAUUAUCAUCGAUGGUGACCUUAUCAUUGACAUGGGUUCUCCGCCUCCAACUCGCCCCUUCAAAGUAAACCCUGCUCAUUUCUCAUCGAACAAUACGCCGGCGACUAAUGACGAUGAGGAUAACGGGGACGAAGACGUUGAGGCUCUGCGGCUUCCAUCUCCGGUUCCAGCGGCACAAAGAUCGGGACCGACUGCCGGAUUCCAUACAAAUGAGGACCAAAUGUACCAAGGUGAAGAGGACGCUGAGGAUGAGGAUGACUUGCUGGCCGCAGAAAUGGAAGCUGCAUUUGAAGAGGAAGCCCGAAACCAACAAAUGCAGCCACAGGUGCAGACUCAUCAGUAUAUUCAGAGUGAUGAUGAAAGCGAAGUUAGUGAGGAAGAAUAA
Messenger RNA from Aspergillus calidoustus, 1338 nucleotides. NCBI's taxonomy places the organism in Eukaryota, Fungi, Ascomycota, Eurotiomycetes, Eurotiales, Aspergillaceae. The record is from the annotation of a GenBank genome assembly.